Mucor mucedo is the source of this 782-nucleotide messenger RNA. RefSeq names its product ras related protein 1b. NCBI's taxonomy places the organism in Eukaryota, Fungi, Mucoromycota, Mucoromycetes, Mucorales, Mucoraceae. Gene Ontology annotation, biological process: signal transduction. The record is from RefSeq and is a predicted model, not a curated record. Bases 17 to 571 code for a protein of 184 amino acids. The transcript is spliced from 3 exons. Gene Ontology annotation, cellular component: plasma membrane. Gene Ontology annotation, molecular function: GDP binding; GTP binding; GTPase activity.
UUUUUUUUUUUUUGCUAUGAGAGAAUAUAAGCUUGUUGUCUUGGGUUCAGGUGGUGUUGGUAAAUCAGCACUGACUGUUCAAUUUGUGCAAUCUAUUUUUGUAGAGAAAUAUGACCCUACUAUUGAAGACUCUUAUCGAAAACAAGUUGAAGUAGAUGGACUGCAAUGUAUGCUCGAGAUAUUAGAUACAGCCGGUACAGAACAAUUUACAGCCAUGCGUGAUUUGUACAUGAAGAAUGGACAAGGUUUUGUGCUUGUAUACUCAAUUACAAGUCAAGUCACUUUAACAGAUCUUUAUGAAAUUAGAGAACAAAUAUUAAGAGUAAAGGGGUCAGAUAAUGUUCCCAUGGUAUUGGUUGGUAACAAGUGUGAUCUUGAAAGUGAGCGAAUCGUUUCCAGAGAAAAGGGAAUGUCUCUAUCACAACAGUGGGGUGGAAAGCCUUUUUAUGAAACUUCAGCUCGAUUCAAGAUUAAUGUAGAUGAAGUAUUUUAUGACGUGGUUAGACAAAUUAACAAGCAAAACCCUUCAAAAGACAAGACAAAGAAAAAGUUCAAGUGCCUUAUCCUUUAAAUCCUCUUCCCAAACAAACAAAAAACAAAACCCAAAAAACAAAAAAAAAUUAUUAUUAUUACCCUUAUUAUUAUUUACUAUUAUUUCUUAUUCUUACUACUACACACAACUUAUUCCCCCCAUGUAAACAAGGAGAUAUAUACAUAAAAAAAAAAAAAAAAAAAAAGAAUCUGAGGGGCCACAUAACCUUUUUUUUUUUUUUUUUUUUUUU